UGAGAAUUCCACAGACAUUUGGAUUUUAAUAAAGUAUUUGAUAAACUCUGAUGUUAUUCUGUAUAUAAGAUGGAGAGAUGUAGGUUGGAUAAUAGACGGACAGGUUUCAAACUCAUCAAAUAAAGUUGAGUGGCUCCCUAUUAAAGAAAAAGGUAAUCACUUCUAGAGGGAAACUGUCAAACUGGCAGUGAGGCAGAAGCAGAUGAAGUUGGGAAGAAUGACACAAGACAAAUAAAAACACAAGAGACGGGAUGGAGUCCAAGUCCCUGUUGUCGCAGCCCGCGCCAAUUUAUGUCCACUUAAUUCCCGCCCCGUUUCUAUUGGAGUUGGGCCCCCCUGCCUCAGAGGACACCCCCGGAGCCGAUGGGACGCCUCCUUCCUUGGAGUUCUAACUGCCCCCGGAGCACUCACUGAGGACCAAAUAAGUGGAGCAGCUUUUGUUUUGGCCGCGUCUGGCCGGAACCGGGCGUUCUGCAGGGCUAGAUACAAAGACACCUGUGCCCCAAAGGCGAGACAAUCUGUACGCAUGUAGCGAUCCACAGACUAGAUACAAAAUAAUUCGGGGGACUCUGGGCGGGGCACUAGCGGCAAGGAGCAGCAGAGACCUCCUCUGGCCCGGGAGUCUCGGAGGAACGGACAGAUUCCGAGCCUCCGAAGUGGAGACCGAGAGGGUCCGGUCGGAGGCACUUGGAGCCGCUGUGCAGUUUGGGAAGUGAAGUCUUUGGAGGGAAAGGCUGGGCUUCAAAGGGCUCUCACGCAUCUGCUGGAGCCUGGAGCCCCCCGGAGUUUGAGGAGAGCCGCUUGGGAGACUGCGGCACAGAUCUAUUGGAGGAGGGGUUAGGGGGAAGAGUUGAGGCAGGGAAAGCCCGUGGAAAAGCUAUUGCAACCGGCGAAGCCGGAGGAGAUCGCGGCUCCCCGGAGCUCAGGGCUCCCGUAGAGGGGCGUCCAAACCCAUCUGGUAAAAGACUUUGGAUUGAGCUGCCACUUACCCCUGCCGGCUCGCGCUUCCUCUUCGUCUUCUGCCCCAAAGAGAAGCGUUGGCAUUCGUCUAGCCCAGCGCACUGGGCUGAGUCCCAAAGAAGAAGCCCAGCCGCCCCCAGUGGCUAUUGUUUUUGUUAUUGCCCUUUCGGGUCUCCAACUCUUCAUGCCCCCCCUCAGGCGGGCCACGGGGUUUUCUUGCUGAAGAGCCUCGGAGAGGUUUGCCAUUUCCUUCUCCGGUGUGUUCCCAUUUUGUAGAUGAGAAACAGAGGCAAAUAGGGGUUAAAGGACUUGCCCAGGGUCACGCAAUCUGAGGCCCCAUUUGAACCCAGACUUUGCCGAGCAGCGUGGGGUUCCUGCAAUUUCUUGGUCGUGUGUGCCUGGGCCAGCGCCACUCCGGGAUUUUUAUUAUGGAUAAGCAGAGGGGGUGCUCUAUCCAGGACCCCUCCUAGGCGCCCCCUCAUUCAUGAGUAACUGAGGAGAUUUCACACCCAGGCUCUCCAGCCGCCCUGCUCUUCCACUUUCCCCCAAAGGUUUUCAGAGCCUGGAGGGGGGAGCUGACCCACCCGAGCUUUGCAAGUCUGGCUAGAAGAGCUUCCCCCAGCCCGGGAGGCACUGAGGCACACACUGUUCCUUCAGGGCUGGGGAGAACAACACAGUUGCAGAGUGUGGGGGUGGGGGUGGGGCCGGGAGGGGGAUUCCCUCCCCCAUUUCCCCCCACUGAAAUGCGGAGCUGAGGAGUUCUCUGGCCCCGAGCUCUGCCAGAGGCUACUUUGCUGUGGAGAGGGAGGGGAGAGCCGGGGGAAACCUGUAGACUAGAAGGCUCCUGAGGAGGCGGGGGCAGGGGCUCUGGGGCUGGAGGGGCUUCUGUGGCCCCCUCCACUUCUAAUUGGCUGCCUGGUGGGCUUGGGAAAUGUGAGGAUACAUAAAGAAGGCUGAGGCUUCCCCACCUGGGCCUGACCCCAGCAGCAGCCUCAGCAGCCUCAGCAGCCUCAGCAGCAUCUUCCCCUGUGCUAUAAAGGUUAGCAGCAAGGCCUGCCUCUCCAUGGAGGUCUUCAAUCUGUGGAGGGAUUACCUGGGCCUAGCCAACGUGGUGGGGGCCCUGCGCGAGGAGAAGCUGGAGCCCGAGGCCCAGGGGGCACGGACCGAGGCCAGCCCCGGCUCGGGCACCGGCCCCAGCCUGCCCCCCAGGGAGCCCCUCUGCACCUUCUGCAAGCACAACGGGGAGUCCCGAAACAUCUACCUGUCCCACUCGCUGAAGGACGACGAAGGCCGGGUGGUGUGCCCCAUCCUGAGGAAGUACGUGUGCCCGCAGUGCAGAGCCACCCAGGACAAUGCCCACACCAAGCGCUUCUGCCCGCUCACCAGCAAGGGCUACAUGUCCGUGUACAGCUACACGGCCCGCAACUCGGCCGGCAAACGGACCACGCUGCAGUGGCCGCCAGAGGAGCUGGGCCCGGCCAAGGGCCGGCCCAAGAAGAUGCCAGCGACGGCUGCGGCCCUGCCCGAUGGGAAAACUCCCAGCAGGCCCCAGGACGAAAGCCAUGCCCGCGCAGGCAGCAGCGGCUCAGGUUCCAAAGCCUCCAGGACUGCUUUUCUCACUCUGCACCCAUGAAUUUCAUCUUCUGCCUCUGAGGAUUGCGGGGACCCAGAAGCUUGCUUUGCCAGAGCCAGAAGGGAUUCGAGGGGGACCAAGGGAAGAAGGGCGCUCACUGCAGGAGGGCAGGGUGCUCUGCCUAGUCCAGCUCAGCUUCAUCUCCUUGGACUCCCAGCAGCUUUGGACAGUGCCUCAGCUCCGGUGGCCUGCCUUGGGCCCUCCUGACUCUCCUGGUCCUCAUCCCCAUGGCAGGGAGCCUCUCUGGAGUCUAGGUGGUACUGGGCGAGAGCUAAGCCUCUGGAAGGACACCCGGGAAGUGACCACAUCCCCCUCCUUUCAAGUACCUGAUGAUUUGUAUGUAGUUUGGGCUUCCUCCUGACCCCGAUGAUAAAACUUGGCCAGGACCAGGGAAAGGUUGUCUUGCUAGAAGGACCUCCCUGGGGGAUCCUGGAGGUAGUGGCUCUUCCUGUCUUGGCUUUCCUUUUCACACCUAGGUUAGGGGUUCAAGUCUCCCACACUAUUAUUACUGAAUUGCUUUCUAAAUAAAGAUAAAGCCAUCU
Messenger RNA from Monodelphis domestica (gray short-tailed opossum), 3135 nucleotides. It is a transcript of the gene NANOS3, whose product is annotated as nanos C2HC-type zinc finger 3. NCBI's taxonomy places the organism in Eukaryota, Metazoa, Chordata, Mammalia, Didelphimorphia, Didelphidae. Gene Ontology annotation, molecular function: zinc ion binding; RNA binding. The record is from RefSeq and is a predicted model, not a curated record.